UGCGAACGCGUGGCCAUCAACGUGGCGGGACGGCGGUUUGAGACCUUGGGAAGGACCCUCCUCCGGUUCCCCGACACCCUUUUGGGGGACCCCCGACGCCGUCGCCGGUACUUUGACCCCCAACGUCGCGAAUAUUUCUUCGACCGUCACCGCGGAGCCUUCGGCGCCGUCCUCUACUACUACCAAUCGGGUGGAAGACUUCGUCGACCGCCCGACGUCCCCUUAGAUGUCUUCUUGGAAGAGUUACGGUUCUAUCAGUUGGGAGCUGAAGCGGAAGGAAGACUCCGUGAGGCCGAAGGCUUUGCGGUGGAGGUGGCUCAACCUUUGCCCCGGGGGAGUUUACAACGUCGGGCGUGGUUGUUGUGUGAACACCCCGAAAGUUCGCCGGCUGCCCGCGCCGUGGCCUUGCUCUCCGUCCUCAUCAUCCUCAUCUCCAUCGUGGUCUUCUGCUUGGAGACUCUGCCCCAGUUUCGGGCCGGAGGGGAGGGGUCUGCUCAGACCCCACCACCCAUCUCCACCAACAUCAAUGCCUCCUCCUCCUCCUCCUCCUCCUCCUCUGACAGGGGCGGUUUGACGGAUCCUUUCUUCGUGGUGGAAACCAUCUGCAUCUGUUGGUUCUCCUUGGAGCUCCUGGUUCGCCUUUUAGCCAGCCCGAGCAAAACCGCCUUCUUCCGCAACGCCAUGAACCUCAUCGACCUGAUCGCCAUCGUCCCUUACUUCGUCGCUUUGGGGACCGAAUUGGCACGGCAACGCGGCAUCGGUCAACCCGCCAUGUCCUUGGCCAUCCUUCGCGUCAUCCGUUUAGUCCGAGUUUUCCGAGUCUUCAAACUCGCCGUUUACUUCGCCGAGGCCGAAGAUUCUGCCACCUCCUUCACUUCCAUCCCGCAAGCGUUUUGGUGGGCCGUGGUCACCAUGACCACGGUGGGGUACGGGGACAUGGCCCCCGUCACCGUCGGGGGUAAAUUGGUGGGGUCCCUUUGCGCCAUCGCCGGGGUCCUCACCAUCUCCCUCCCCGUCCCCGUCAUCGUCUCCAACUUCAGUUAUUUCUAUCG
This is a messenger RNA of Cariama cristata (Red-legged seriema), 1052 nucleotides long. Its product is annotated as potassium voltage-gated channel subfamily A member 7-like. Gene Ontology annotation, biological process: protein homooligomerization; potassium ion transmembrane transport. The annotation marks the transcript as partial. Gene Ontology annotation, molecular function: protein binding; delayed rectifier potassium channel activity. Lineage: Eukaryota; Metazoa; Chordata; Aves; Cariamiformes; Cariamidae. The record is from RefSeq and is a predicted model, not a curated record. Gene Ontology annotation, cellular component: voltage-gated potassium channel complex; membrane. The transcript is spliced from 3 exons.